This is a messenger RNA of Symbiodinium necroappetens, 753 nucleotides long. The record is from the annotation of a GenBank genome assembly. NCBI's taxonomy places the organism in Eukaryota, Dinophyceae, Suessiales, Symbiodiniaceae.
AUGGGCCGCAAGGUGCCCAAAAUUCGAGUAAGUCAUGACGUGGAAGUGGCGCUAAUGCCAGCAGGAAAGAGAUGCGCCCCGAUGGGAACACUUCAUCUUCCGGGGACUCUUUUGAGAUCUCAAUCCGCGCCCAACAUGGUGAUGACAUCCCCAACAGGGUGGGCUGCCGAAACCCAGAAAGUACUCGAGUCGCGCCUCCGAGACUUUCAGGAGCACCGUCGACAGGAUGCCAAACUUGCCCACGCGAUGGCCGCAGGCACUUGGCCCGGUGUAGCCGCGGCACUGCGCCCUGGCACUUCGGCACCUUUGGGUGCCACUGGUGGGGGCCCGCACCAUGGUGGGCUGGACCUACGACCUCAGACGACUGGCUCAAGCAAGUACGACAUCACGAAGCACGGUUGGUACCAUCCUCUAGGACAGGCAGAGACAACACGUCUCGCUGGAAUGGACAAGGGGUCAUGGGUUUGGACGAUGCAAAAGGCUCGAGAUCACAUCGGUUACGGUCCUGAUGGUAGAGUCACGCGGGAAGAUAUUCAGAUAACAGCCGUCUCCGGCGACAACCCGGACUGGUUUAUCGGCAACAGGACCGUUCCAGGGCCUCUGACAACGAAGAAGGUUCCCGUGCGAAGAUGUCCUGAAUCCAAAAUUGAAGGUGACGAAUUGAGGGUAAGAGCCAAGACGUAUGCACAAGGAGAAGGGCUCUCGACCAUUGAAACGCUUCACGAAAGCAGUCGUCCACCGACUGCAACGAAG